AUGAUCACCGACAAUGGCACACCUUUUGUUAACAAGCAAGUAGGUUCAACCCUUAGUGGGUACGAUAUCAAGCAUCGUCGCUCUACGCCUUAUUACCCACAGGGAAACGGUCAAGCAGAAGCUACCAAUAAGACGAUAUUGAGGAUUCUAAGCAAGAUGGUAUAUGAGUAUCAAGGAGGCUGGAGUGUUCACCUGCCGGAUGCUUUGUGGGCUUAUCGCACCUCACCAAGGAGCGCUACAGGUUUUUCACCUUACUCACUUGUGUAUGGAUCUAAGGCUAUUUCACCCGUGGAAAUCACCAUCCCGACAGCCAGGAUAGCAGCUGUCAAUGAUCUUGAAUGGGAUGCAAAGACAUGCUCAUAUUGGCGUUUGCUAGAUCUCGAAGCAGUUGAUGAUAAAAGGAUGGAAGCUGAAAGAAGGAUGGCACUCUACAACAAGAUUGUUGCCCAAGCCUAA
This is a messenger RNA of Prunus mume (Japanese apricot), 456 nucleotides long. Lineage: Eukaryota; Viridiplantae; Streptophyta; Magnoliopsida; Rosales; Rosaceae. The record is from RefSeq and is a predicted model, not a curated record.